This is a messenger RNA of Poecilia reticulata (guppy), 3641 nucleotides long. NCBI's taxonomy places the organism in Eukaryota, Metazoa, Chordata, Actinopteri, Cyprinodontiformes, Poeciliidae. The record is from RefSeq and is a predicted model, not a curated record.
ACACAGAGGCUGCUUUGUGUGCGGUAUUAAUAGGAAAACAAGAGUCAUGCUUUAAAACAGGGCCAACCCAAGAUCUUUCGAGGCCCUGAGCUCAGAAUGAUUUGGGGCCCUCUUCCUGUUGAGCCCAUCAGUAAACCACCAAAGAUCUUCUAAUGUUGAUUCAUUGUCCAUUUACUCCCCUAGUUUCGUGGUUUAAUCAUAAGCCGACAAUUCAAUUUUCCAAAUCACAAAAUUUGUUUUCACUAAGCUUAAAAAUAGCCACUUGGCAUUCACUUAAAAACAAAAAAAAAAAACAACUAAUGCUGUAGUGACAAGUCUAAUUCUCUGGUUUUAAUUCUUUUGGUUUUCUGCAGCCUUUUCAGACUCGGUGGAGGAGGAACGUCAAGUCAUUGUGUUUACAAACGCAGAACACCAUCAGUAGUUUGAGAUGUUUUGCAAACUGUGAACAUAAAAUGUCAUAAUUACUCAGGUUUUGAAGUAUAAUGCUGCCACCACUGUUUAAAACUUGGAUCCAGUUUUAAAGAAUUCUGAAGGAUUCCUAAAUAGUUUUAAGAAUUGUCAGAAAUCUUUGUAGCAAACUUGUCCUUGACAGAUUUUCAAGCCCCCUUCUGGCUUGGAGGUCCAGAUUAUCCUAAAAUUUUACUUAUUAGCUUUGGGCACAAGCUACUUUGAAACAUGCUUAUGUUUAGCUUUAUUAACUCAUUUGAAUAGUUAAAUUUAGCAGGUCUAGAAUUUGUCGUCCUUCCCCACUUGGGGUCACGAUUCAGAAAGUGUGGAGUCUUCAAAGCUUAAAUUUGAAAGUAAGUAAGUAAUUUGAAAGUUUGGAAGUUGAGAUGAAAGUAAUAAAUUGAGAUGAGAGUGAUAAACUGGCUGCCAUUACUUAACUAACUCCGUGGAAAUCAGGGCUACCAUCUCCUCCCCGUGACUUAUGAGGAUGAAAAGCUGAAAGGUUUGGGAACUACCGGUUUAAAAGAAAUGAAAAUAAAAAGAACAUGAAGAGUACAUUUUCUCUCUGAUCUCUUCACAUCCUCCUGGCCUUGUUUCAGCUCUACAGAAAAAUAUCUUGUUGUUCUUCCCGUUUUCCUCCGGUUGUUGCCUCGCUCAGCAGCCUCUCCUUGCUGACUACCCGUCACAUGCUCUCUGAGUAGCGGCGAUGCAGCCGAGCAGGACGUGAACAGCAGCUCCGCGGAGUGUUUGGGUGAAACGGAGAAGCUUCGCGCCGUGCAGGGAUCUUGUGAUGAGAUGCUGCAUGAUCGAGGACAUUCUUCCACUUCAAAGCCCCCCAGAGGAUUCUGGGGACACUGGUUGAAUAGACACCGAGGGAGGGGUGCAGAGAGGGGGAACAGGUGAUCAACUUGAGAACUGACAGUCAAGAUGACAGCCAUUGAGAGCAAAGAAGAGAUCAGCGACACAGACAGUGGGAUUAUCUUGCACUCUGGCCCAGACAGCCCCACCUCUCCGUUGAAGGACCCGACCACUCACACCAGAGCCCUGAAACUGAAGCAUCAGUCUCUGGAAGAGCGUCUGGAGCUCUGCCUGCUGGAGCUUCGAAAACUCUGCAUCCGGGAGGCGGAACUGACUGGCUCAAUCCCCUCAGACUUUCCUCUGCUGCCCGAUGAGAAGCCGCCUCGGGUCAGGAGGAGGAUCGGAGCGUCUUUCAAGCUGGACGAAGGUCUGAUCCGUCGGGACCAGCAGGAUCCAGAGUUACAAGCUCUGGAAACCGACUUGGCAGUUCAGCGGCAGAUUUACGAGGCGGCCCGAAAACUCUCCCUCGAAGAGAACCUCAGCAAACCACAGAAGAAGAGCCGGCUCCAGCAGUGCAAAAGGGAAGAGAAGAAAGUGAAGGAUCUGCAGGAGGCCGUUUUCCAGCACAGGAUCAAGAGUGAGUGCAACUCACCGUGCAUCUCCAUCUCAAGCAGCCCGAGUAAAGAUACGUCGGAUGACAGCUCCCUUUCUGAUGUGGUGGCUCUGGAUGAUGAUGUAGAUUCGUCUUGCCCACUCUCACCUCCAGUGUUGGACACCUCAGAGUCAGACCCCCUGCAGUCGCCUCAUCAGUCUCCUGGCCCGCUUGCUGUGGAGUUCGAACGCUCCCCAAUCCAGAACUCCCCGUGGAAAGAAUCCAGUCUGGAUCAGCCUUACCAGAGAUCAACAAAACCUCAAACACCUAGCAGAAGCAGGUCCAGUAGUCCAGCAGGAGCUCCGGUGUCUGCAGAGAGCUGCAGGAUUCCUCUGACUCAGUUCGUCAGGAACUCUGCUUUACGAAACAACCACUCCACCAGCGCCCCCUCCACUCCAGAGCUGCUCGUACGCCGACAGUAUUCCCAGUCCUUCAGACUUCCCAAAAAGAAGCUGACUGUCGACAUGGAGCGGCUCGGCUCGGAGAGCUGCCGCGGCCGGGUCUGCCCGCCUCUGCAGCCGUGCAGCCCAGAAACCGUGGUGCUCUCUCCAGAGUUCUCCCCUCCACGGCCGUACCAGUGCAGCUCAGAGGACAGCAGCUCAGAGCACUCCUCAUCCUCCUCCUUCAUCUGCUCUCCAGGAAGGGACAGACCCACCGAUAUUCCCAAGCUCUGCCCCCCGCCUUACGGAUUCCACUUCGGGGCACAGACGAAGGAGCUGUCCUGUUUCCGCGGCCUCCAUAAAAGCCCCGGACAGGUCAGACCCACGCCAGGAAACGGGCCUCUGUCGCCUCGAGACACGGACACGGGGAAGGGCUUCCCGACCGCGACUCCAGGGGCUCACAAUCUGCAAAGAGGAACUCCGUGCCAGAGGAGCAUCCUGAAGCCCCCCCCACCGUACACCAGGUUGGCCCGAACCCCUUCGCUGAAAGACUACCCGAACCACGCCGUCAGGCUGCUGCCCCGGGAGAUCGUGUCAGAGGAGCUGAAGUCCUGGCACCAGAGGAAUCAGCUGCAGAAGUUCUGGCCGGGCUGUGGAGAACAUCAGAGCGUCAUGAGCCCCACCUCUCCUCACCUGCCCCCCUUUGAACAGGGUUCGGGUAACCUGGUCCUCCAGAGAGCCGCAGACGGGACUCCAGUCCAGUGGUUUGUGGCCGAGGACGCUGAAAUCGUGAGCCAGGUGUAACCUGCACCUGUCCAGCUCAUUCCCGUUUAUUUAUCUGUAUUUAUUGUGACUUUAGACUCUCUGUGAGAUUGUUGACACGGUGCAGAAAAGGUGGACCUGUUGGUACCAUUAUGGUAAUUAUUUAUAAUUUAAGGUAAGGUGGAACGCCAGCUUUAUUUAUUUUAGGUCUUAUUAGACUGUAGCUAAAGCGAGGCUCAUGCAAUCUUAAAAGAUUUGUUAAAUGGACCAUAGAUUGUUUUUUUUUUUCUUUGUGGCUGGCACACAUUUUUAUACACAAACGCCCCCUCCUGUAACCAUUAUAGGUUUUCACAUUAAUAUAAUUUUUGACUAUAUUUAUUUAAGUUUUUCCCUUGCAAAAUAGAUUUAUAACAAUUUUGAGACCUUAUUGGACCUAAAUAAAUGUUUUUUUUUUGUAUUUUUAUGACUUGCUGACAUCCUUAAACAGUGGUUUGAUUAAUGUUUUAACUGCAGUAUGCCGUGCUCUUACUAACCGCAUGAUUGUGUGAGUGUUGAGAAUUAUUUUUUUUUGUGGAUAUUUAUAAUAAAACAUUUAAAAACAA